AUGAAUGUAUUUGAACGUACUUUAGAGGAAAUGAAAACAAUCAAGUUGCUAUGUAAAAAAUUAGGAGACACAAAACAAGAUUAACUUGACAGGAUGAUCAGAAUAUUUUAAACAAUGCCUUAAAAAAUAUAUUUUAGUAAUUUUUAUCAAAAUUAAUUGUACAAAAAUACAAUGGGAGUAUUCUCUAAAAAGGAUUGGAAUAGUGAUUAUGUUGCAAUAAGUGUAAUAGAUUAAGAAUUUUAAGUUGAUUGGCCAGAGUUAAUGAUUUAUAUGUAAAUAUUGAAAUAAUUAUAUUAGGAAACCUUUUUUGAUGUUUUAUGUGAUUGAUUUAUAAGAAGGGUUGAUACCUAUAAAUGAGAUUAAUAAAUAAAAAAAAAAAGUUAAUGAUGAAAAAUUAAUUAGAUUUAUGUUAUUAAAUUGUGGAGUGAAUUCAUUAUAAAAUAUUGAGUAAGAAUAAACAUUUAUUAUCAUUCCUCCUUUAAGUGAUGAUAAAAUGGUUUAUUAUUUAGAAGAUCAAUUAUAAUUAUAUUUAUGUUAAAUUAUUGAAUAUUUUGCAUCAGAAAUUUUAAGAUUAAAGUAUAAUUAUUUAAUAUAUUUAGAAAUGAUCAAUCUUAAUUUGUGUUGUUUAAUAUGAAAGAAGAAAAGAUUACUGAUCAAUCGAAAUUAAAAAAGAGAAAAUAAGGUAGGCAAAUAAAAAUUAUGGGUGAUUUUGCACUCAUGAUCAAUGAUCCUUAAGAUGCUAUAGAUUAUUAUAAGUAAGCUUUAGAAAAUUUAAAUAAAAACAAUGAUUAUUUAUGGUGUGGAAUUAUUUAAUAACAUUUAGCAGCAUCUAAAUCUUCUUUUGAAGAUAUUGAAGAACAUUUUAGAGAAUCAUUUACAUGUCUAAAAAAGACUAAGUUUAUCAAUUUAGAGAUUGAAUGUUUUUUUAAAUUGAUGCAUUAUAGAAAAGCUUCAAAUGAUAAAUUAGGACUUAAUAAGACUAUUGAUUUAUUCACUAAAACCUUUGAUCCUGAAUCCCCAAUUGAAAAAUGCAAAUUUUAUCUGUUUAUUUCAGAAUUAUAUGGUCAAAUACAAAUGAAAAGAAAAUAAGCUUAUUUUAUACGUUUAGCAAGUUUCUAGUUGGCUUUAAUCAAUAAAUCUAUGGCUUUAGAACUUACUAAAUUGUCAAGUACUUUAUAUGGUCUUAAUUCUUAUUUCUCUGCUGAGUAAAGUAAUAUAUAUUGGGCAUCUCUUUAACAUAAUUUUGUAUAAGAGAUCUAACAUAAUUUUUAAGGAAUGUAUUCAUUAUUACAUUAUUAGACCAUAUUUCUAACAUAAUACUUAGAUUUAAAGAAUACAAAUGUUCAAAUAAGAUUUUACAUAAUAACAAUUAGACACAAUGCUACAAAUAUUAAAAUAAGACUCUGUUAAACAUGAAUUGAAAUAAACUCAUUUAUUAAUGAUUCCAAAAGUAGAAAGAUUUGAAAUUUUACCUUUUAAAGAGAAGUUUACUUUGAUUAAUAUAAUUGAAAUAAAUUUUCAAAGUUAAUAUAAAGAACAUAAAGAAUAAUCAUAAGGAUAAGAUAUAUUUAUAGUUAAUCCUUGGGCAAAUAAAGAUUUGAAAAAUGAAUUGAUAUAUCCUCUCAAUUCAAUUAUUGAAUUAGUUUUGUAUAUUUCAAAUGAAUACUCUUUUGAUUUUUAAUUAGAUAAGUUAGUGUUAUAAAUAGAGGGUAGUGAUUGUGUUACUUACCCUAAAGGAAUAAAUUUGUUAGCCAAUACUAAACAUCAUCCUAUCAUCUUUACAAUAAAACCUAAAUCUGUGGGUACAAUUAAAAUAUGUGGUAUUAAAAUUCAAUAUUUAAAUUACGAAUACAUUCAUAAAUUAAAUUAAUUUGGUUUUUCUGUCCUUCUAUUAUCAGAUAUUAAAUAAUAGGAAAAAUCACUUUUCAAUCUACAUAAUAUAUAAAUUAUAGAAGAUAUACCAAAUGUUUAGGCAUAAAUAUAUAGAGAUUCUACAUUAAUUAAUGAAGUAGAAGCUGUAUAUUUUGAUCCUAGUGAAUUAUUUACCUACUAAUUUAUAAUAAAGAAUAAAUCAGAAAAAUCUAUCUACAAUCUUGCCUUUGAGAUAAUUAUAGAAUCUGAAGAUCCACCUAUUUAUGAAUAUAAAUAAAUAAUCUAAAAUUUCAGUUUAGAUGGAUUUAGUUCAAUAAAUGUCUUAUUAAGUGAUUUUUAAAUGGAAAAUCAAAAUAAUUAGGUGUAUAUUUAAAUCCCAAAAAUUCCUCAUAAGACUCAUCUUAUCAAGAAAAUAUCAUUAAAUUUAUUUUUAUGGUACAAUAAUGCUUUAUAUUAAAGAGAAAUAAAAUUGAAUAGGUUGAUUUAAAUAAGAUAAAGAACUGCUAUUUAAUAAUGUCAAUUUGUUAGUAAAUAUAGAUGCAAUAAUGAUAAUAUUAAUGAAAUAUAUGAUUUAUAGGAUAGUUGUUAUUUAAGCAUUUAAAUUAUAAAGAAGGAUUUCUUAAUAAGUUUAGAAUUAUAAUCUUAAAUUUUAAUAGAUGGAUAAUUUAAUUAAAUUCUUAAUGAAGAUUGUGAAUAUUAUGCUUAAGCUUUAAAGCUUAGAAAAUUACCAUUCGAUUAAUUGACUAAUCCAGAUCUAUAAGUGAUUUGGAGAAAUUUAUUUAAUGGAAACAUAGGUAUUUUGAAUCCAUUUUAACAUCUCAGUUAAGAAGAUAUAUUCAAACAUUGUUGCAAUGAUUUGAUUGAAAUUGAAUGCAAAGAAUCUAAUAAACAAAUCCAUUAUAAAUUAAUUAUAAAUCAAAAGUUGACUUCCAAUCAAAGUGUCAGUGUUGUUAUAAGUCUAACUAAUGAAUAGAUUAAUUCUAAUUUAAGUUGUGUUAAAUCAAUUGUUUCAUCAGUAUAGAAUACUAAUAAUCCAAUUAUUACAGAUGGUUAUACAUCAUUUAAUCUUGAGAUUGAUUAACAUAAAUAGACUAUAAAGAAUGGAUAAUUGGGUUAUUAUGGAUAAUUGAAUUAAUCAUGUCUUAAGUUCAUUAUUAAUGAUUAUUAAAGUAAGAGAUAAUAUAUUAAGAGAUGUGAAAUAAAAUGA
Molecule: messenger RNA, 3079 nt
Organism: Paramecium pentaurelia
Lineage: Eukaryota; Ciliophora; Oligohymenophorea; Peniculida; Parameciidae
Source: the annotation of a GenBank genome assembly